This is a messenger RNA of Apodemus sylvaticus (European woodmouse), 2871 nucleotides long. It is a transcript of the gene Ttc14, whose product is annotated as tetratricopeptide repeat domain 14. The transcript has 12 exons. Gene Ontology annotation, molecular function: protein binding; nucleic acid binding. Bases 102 to 2408 code for a protein of 768 amino acids. Lineage: Eukaryota; Metazoa; Chordata; Mammalia; Rodentia; Muridae. The record is from RefSeq and is a predicted model, not a curated record.
AGCUCACGGCCGCGAGCGCUUCCGGGAGGUUAUCGCGUCGGGUCUGCUUCCCUCGGCUUGCGGGAGCGCGGGCUCGGACGCCGGACCCUGGCGGGCUCGCCAUGGACCGCGACUUGCUGCGGCAGUCGCUGGGCUGUCACGGCCCGGCGCUGCUGUCGCUGCUGCGGAGCGAGCAGCAGGACAACCCGCACUUCCGGAGCCUGCUGGGCACGGCGGCCGAGCCAGCCCGCGGCGCGGCGCCGCCUCCGGGAGCCGGCAGGAAAGAGAAGAGAGUUGACAACAUUGAAAUACAAAAGUUCAUCUCUAAAAAAGCGGAUCUGCUUUUCGCCCUGUCUUGGAAAUCAGAUGCCUCUACACCCUCUGAAGUUCAUGACGACAAUGACAAUCAUUACGCGGUCAUGCCGCCGCUAGAGCAGUUCAUGGAGAUCCCAAGCCUGGACCGAAGAGAGCUGUUCUUCCGAGACAUUGAGCGUGGUGAUAUAGUGAUUGGAAGAAUUAGCUCUAUUCGGGAAUUUGGUUUUUUCAUGGUGUUGAUCUGUUUAGGAAGUGGCAUCAUGAGAGAUAUAUCUCACUUAGAAAUUACAGCCCUUUGUCCGUUAAGAGAUGUGCCUUCUCACAGUAACCAUGGCGAUCCUUUAUCGUAUUACCAAACUGGUGACAUAAUUCGAGCUGGAAUCAAGGAUAUUGACAGAUACCAUGAAAAGCUUGCAGUAUCUCUGUAUAGCUCAUCCCUUCCGCCACACCUGUCUGGCAUUAAACUAGGUGUGAUUACUUCUGAAGAGCUUCCUUUGUACUACAGGAGGAGUGUUGAACUAAAUAGUAAUUCUUUGGAGUCCUAUGAAAAUAUCAUGCAGAGUUCUCUGGGAUUUGUUAAUCCAGGAGUAGUUGAAUUCCUUCUAGAGAAACUAGGAAUAGAUGAAUCUCAUCCGCCAUCUUUAAUGAGAGGCCUACAAAGCAAAAAUUUCUCUGAAGAUGAUUUUGCUUCAGCAUUAAGAAAGAAGCAGUCAGCAUCGUGGGCUUUAAAAUGUGUGAAGAUUGGAGUCGAUUAUUUUAAGGUGGGGCGACAUGUGGAUGCUAUGAACGAAUACAAUAAAGCUCUGGAAAUAGACAAGCAAAAUGUGGAAGCUCUGGUAGCUCGUGGAGCACUAUACGCAACAAAAGGAAGUCUGAACAAAGCAAUAGAAGAUUUCGAGCUCGCUUUAGAAAACUGCCCAACUCACAGAAAUGCAAGGAAAUACCUCUGCCAGACACUUGUAGAAAGGGGCGGGCAGUUAGAAGAAGAAGAAAAGCUUUUAAAUGCUGAAAGUUACUAUAAAAAAGCUCUGGCUUUGGAUGAGACUUUUAAAGAUGCAGAGGAUGCUUUGCAGAAGCUUCAUAAAUAUAUGCAGAAAUCUUUGGAAUUAAGAGAAAAACAAGCUGAAAAGGAAGAAAAGCAGAAAACAAAGAAAAUAGAAACAAGUGCAGAAAAGUUGCGUAAGCUCUUAAAAGAGGAGAAAAGGCUAAAGAAGAAAAGAAGAAAAUCAUCAUCUUCCUCUUCAAGUGUUUCUUCUGCCGAUGAAUCCGUUUCUUCUUCCUCAUCUUCUUCCUCUUCUAGCCACAAACGACACAAGAAAAGUAGGAAGAAUCGUUCAGAGUCUUCUCGCAGUUCAAAGAGGCACUGGGCUAGGACAUCUUCAGGCCACGCAGAUCAAAGUAGGAAAGAUGAUUGCUACCCAGUUCCAACUAAUACCUCAGCCUCUUUCCUCAAUCACAAACAGGAAGUGGAGAGACUGCUGGAAAAGCAUGAUAGCUUACAGUGUCCAAAUGCACAGGUAAAAGAGAGAGAGAGAGGCCUUCUCACAUCUUCAGUUGAAGUACCAGAUGAUUUGGGAAGUAGGUCAGAUUUUUACAGUAGCUAUAAAACCCAGGCAGGUAGUAGCAAAACUGAAAAGCCAUAUAAAUCAGAAAGAUAUUUUUCCAGUAGAAGAAAUUCCUCAGAUUCCUUCUCGAGAAAUUCAGAGGACAAGAUGAAAGCAUCUAGUUAUCGAAGAUUUGAAAAGGACCCAGAGGGAAGAAAAGAUCACUCCAGGAGGUGGGAGCCAAGUUCUGUGAAGUACUCUGCUUCACCAGCAAGUUCAGACUACUCAUGGAAGUCACUUGAAAAACAAAAAAAAUACACGUCCUCUGGAUCACGGGAUGUCAGUAAACAAGAGCAAACCCAGUUAUUAAACACAGAUCAGGGAGAGCGUGCGCAUGACAAGGAGGACAGCUGUGGGGAAGAUAGCAAGACGCAGGCUCCAGAAGAGAUGUUCAGUAGCAAAGAGCAGCCAGAAAGCAGAGGGAAGAAAAAUUUGCCUCAGAAUUUACUCAAUAUAUUUAAUCAGAUAGCUGAAUUUGAGAAAGAAAAAGGAAAUAAGUCAAAAAAAUGAUCUGCUAAGGAAAUUGUCAUUGAUUUUUCAGAAGUUUGAGGAUUCUAGCCCUCACAAAUAGUUCUAAGUCUAAAUUUAUAUGUGGCAGAUCACAAAAGGCUGUUUUGUUUUAAUUAUCAGUCCCUUUGUCAGUCAAGUGUUGUGGGUUUAUGUGAUACAACUUCUGACAGUUCAGAUUUUUUUACCUAAACAUAUUUUCUGAGCACCUUGUGUCUUCACUGUGAUGUGGCUUGUGAGAACCCUUCCUUGGGUCCAUCUUAUUUCACUGUUAGAGAAAAAUAUGUUUUCAUUGAACAGUUGGAUUGUUUUUUGAAAAAUAUACUUUAUUCUGUUUUUUUUUUUUUUUAAAGCCCUUAGCCUUUGGGGGUGGGGUAGAAUUUAUGAUUGAAUGUUUCUUAGAUAUUUUCAAUCAUUUGUUUUCAGUAUUAAAAUUUUUAUACCAUUUCAUUUUUUAAGUGAUAAA